CAGAUCUGGGGGUCGCGGGGGGGGGGGGAAUGGGACGGGCAAGAGAACACGCGAGCCAACGCAUUUCUCCAGGCUCUGGCCGCCGAAAGCCCGCAGCCUCCCCCGGGGCCUGCCGGGCCCGAUGCAGCACCAGCUCUGUGGCCGUGCAUGGCCCGCCGCAGGAUGGCUGCCGUGCGCGCGGGGACCCGCCGGAACCCAUGGACAGGUCGCUGCUCCUCUUGUGGGAGCAGGCACCUCGCGGGGGAUUCCUGGAGGGGCGGGGAGGGACAGAGAAAUUAUCGGAUGACGGAGGAGCGGAGGAGCACGCGAGCGGACAGCCGAGAGGCGGUCGGGAAGCGGGACGGGCUCACGCGCCCCUCCGCCUGGGGACCCAUCCGCCCUGAAAAGCGGGGCCCGCAGCCGUGCGCGCUGCUGGAAGCGGGAGUGGGCCCAGACUUCCUCGCGCCGUCGGACGGCUUCUGGCUCUCUCCGGCCUCUGGAGAAGCCGCCUCGCGGCCCCGAGAGAACAUGGAAAGACGCGCGGUGUCGCAGACGCGCGGCCGUGCAUCCCAGCGCCUCCGACGUCACGAACAAGAAUGCGACAUCGUGAGAAAUCACGACCGGAGCCCUGCGCCUGACCUUUCUGCGGCACCUCUCCAGCCAGAUCGGUCCGCAAAAGAAACACCCGGGGCCCGAGGCCCAGCGAAGGCGCCCGGUGCGAUAAAACUGCGACGCGUGGAUCUCAGGGUCUGGG
This is a messenger RNA of Prorocentrum cordatum, 733 nucleotides long. NCBI's taxonomy places the organism in Eukaryota, Dinophyceae, Prorocentrales, Prorocentraceae. The record is from the annotation of a GenBank genome assembly.